CCCAAAUUCAGGCUGGCGAGUUUCAGCUGAGCAUUUGCUGGUUUCUGGAACUUCGGAAGCGCUUCUUUCACUGUUCAGCUCUGUGCUCUGGAGUCUGCAGCAUUUGAGAUGGUUUCUUUGCAGCCAGGGUGUUUGGAUUACCUGCUCAAGGAGGAAAAGUUGUGAAACGAAGUUAGUCACUGGACCGUUCUAUUGACAUAAAGACAGAUUGCUGUGCUUCACUUUCUCUGAAGAAAGCGGAACGGAGGUCAAAGUCAACGGAGGUCAGAAUCUGCGUCAUGCUCAACGCUUUCUGGAUUAUUCAAAAGAAAGGGAGAUUCCUACAGGCACAGACUUCCUUGCUGGUCAAGGCUCCCCUUGUCAACAUGCACUUCCCCCCUUAAGAGCGAAGGUUGUAUCACCCCCCGCUCGACGACAUGGCGACGCACCUCAGAGUCGUCACGGCGCAGCGGCCGCCAUUCGUCUUUCAGAACACCGGUGGGGAUGGCACGGGAGUACCGUUCUAUGGGAUGCUCGUGGACCUCUUACCCUUGCUGUUCCAAUAUGCUGGUAUGAAUGUCACGCUCGACUACUACUACACCCCACUGGAUGCCGGAGGAGUGCUCCAGCCAAAUGGGACUUGGACUGGUGUCAUCGGCGAGUUGGUGGCUGGAAGGGCCGACAUCGCAGCAUUUCCGCUUAGCUUGGCUCCGGGGCGGCCCGACGCCAUCGACAUGUCGUACUCGUACUACGAGGCAGGGCUCGGUAUGAUUGUCAAGAAAGAGAGCGGCACUUUCGAUGGGGUUACUGUGUUCCUUAAGCCCUUUACCACCAAGCUGUGGCUGUCGCUCAUCGCCACCGUCGUUUUCAUCACGCUAUCUCUACACCUAUUGGCGUGGGUCUCCCCUUAUGGUCGCUAUGAGGUCAAGAAGAUUCGCAACGUCACCUCCAACGCCCGGAUCGAAGAGUUCGUGAUCCAUUCCGAAAACUCAUCGUACCUCCUCGACGCGUUGAUGGCAACCGUCGUAAACCCCCCGAUUCCGGCCAGCAAAAGCUGGGCCGUCCGACUCCCAAGCAUCGCUUUCUACCUAUUCAUGGUCGUGGUAGUCGCUUCUUUCACCGCGAACCUCGCGAGUCUGCUCACAGUCGAGUCUUUCAGUAGUCUGGUUAGCAACCUCGCCGACCUCCGGCGAAAGGCGCUUCCUUUCGUGGUCAACACCGGUGGGGCAACGUUUACUUACUUCACGCGGAGUAUGGACCCCUCCAUCCUUUUGAUGCAAGCGAAGAUGCAGACGGUAGUGGGCAACACUGCCGCACUCAACAUGGUUCGUUCCGGCCAAGUGGUCGCAUACCUUACGGACCUUCCAACCCUUCUUCAUUUCGGGGGAGAGCCUCCAUGCGACCUGCAGGUUGUGGGACCCGAGUUUGGACCUGGUGUCUACACUUUCGGUUUGCAAAAGAACUCCAAUCUGACAAAGGUCCUGAAUACUGCAAUGUUGCAACUCGGACUCAAUGGUGUUCUCGACGGGUUGCAUAAGAAGUGGAUCGACGACUUGGACGUGUGUUCGUCGGACGGGGUCUCAAACAAGUCUCUUUCGGUUCAAGAAUUUGCUGGCAUGUGGUACCUUUUGCUCGGCGUUGUUGCUUUUGGGUUUCUUUGGGCACUGGGAGAACGUUUUUCCGUCCACUUGUUGGCACGAUUUCCACGAUUAAAAGGAGAAGUGAAGCGUGCAAACGAGGCGUUAGCUGUACAUGGGAAGCGCUUCAAUCUUAGUCGACGUUUUAGUAUGCGUCCAAGUGCUGCACCAAAUCCAGACGUCCAAUCGAAGGCUUUUGAAAUGUCAUCCGAGCUUGGGCAAGGGUUUUCCGGUGUGUCGAGGCACAAUGGUUCGACAAGCCCAAUCGAUAGGGCAAUCAGUAAGGUUGAUGAAGAGUCACCAUUGGACUUUGGUGGGCAUGAAAAUUGUGAUUAUAAUAGCAACUUAACGGCAGUCGUUAUGGAAUCUGCACCGAGAGCUUAGCGGAUUGCUUUGGGGGCGCCAGCAAAGCAGCUCUCAACUUGAAAGCAGUGAACAUCCAAAGCCUAGCUGGCCAUUGACCUAGACUUCCUAGCAUAGGGCUCAUUGAGCUAGUAAAGUUAUAGCUGAUAUCGCCAAGUUAAAGUCCACUUUUGGGGUUGUCUAUGCAAGGAACCUACAAAUAUUGCUAGCCAAGGACUUUAGUACAAUGUAUACUAUUGGGUUUUUAGAACUAGGUACAUCUGGACCGCACAUAUAUUGUGUGUAUGUAUAGGACAUAGGUUCAAGCUCAUCAUUGAAAAAUGAGUUCCUGCUUUGAUUUCGACCAUG
Klebsormidium nitens is the source of this 2327-nucleotide messenger RNA. Lineage: Eukaryota; Viridiplantae; Streptophyta; Klebsormidiophyceae; Klebsormidiales; Klebsormidiaceae. The record is from the annotation of a GenBank genome assembly.